AUGCUAUCGAAAACAAAACUCAACUCUGUGAAUCUGUUUCGUGCUAUAAAUGAAUAUGCAUUGUCAUUAUAUAAUUAUUAUAUUGGGCUAAUCAAUAUUGAACCUUCUGAAUUUGAUGAUAUUGACAGACAAAUACGGCAAUUGCUUACGUCGCUUAGAUUACAUCUCAAACCUGCAAAUAAAGAGAGACUGUAUUUAAACCGGAAGGCUCUUGGAAGAGGGCUUUCAUCAGUUACUUUCAAAAGUGAACUAAUGCUCUUCCAGUUCCUUACGAGUCUAGAAAAUAUGUCAACUAUAUGCUUACGGAGGGCGGGGAUUCUGCGUGUAAUUAAAAUGAACAAAUGGCAUUUGGCUAUGAUCGCAGGAUUUCUAUCCUCCAAAUAUGCAAUUAUUGAUAAGAAAAGUAUUACUAUGGAGUCUCUAAAGUCCAGUCAGAUACAAUAUUUACAAAAGAAAAUUAGUUCUAAAGCACUAACUACAUUCUGUGCUUUUCAAAUGCAUGGAUGA
Messenger RNA from Octopus sinensis (East Asian common octopus), 507 nucleotides. RefSeq lists its product as uncharacterized. Lineage: Eukaryota; Metazoa; Mollusca; Cephalopoda; Octopoda; Octopodidae. Bases 1 to 507 code for a protein of 168 amino acids. The transcript has a single exon. The record is from RefSeq and is a predicted model, not a curated record.